Spodoptera litura is the source of this 851-nucleotide messenger RNA. RefSeq names its product NADH dehydrogenase [ubiquinone] 1 beta subcomplex subunit 9. Gene Ontology annotation, biological process: mitochondrial electron transport, NADH to ubiquinone. NCBI's taxonomy places the organism in Eukaryota, Metazoa, Arthropoda, Insecta, Lepidoptera, Noctuidae. The record is from RefSeq and is a predicted model, not a curated record. Gene Ontology annotation, cellular component: respiratory chain complex I.
CGUUCAAGUGAUUUGUGAUCUUCAAGUGAUUUGUAACUUUGAAACUUCUAGAAAUUACUGAGGAGGCUCGAACGCCUAUAUUCAGCUGUAAACGUCUGUGGCCUUGUAUCUGAUGAGAGGAAGAUUAUAAUCAAUAUUUAAAUCAUUUUGUAUCGUUUGCAUCACUUUAUUCCACAUACAGUGUGUGUAUUUAAUAUUGAAAAUCAAUGCCCUCAUUGAUUUUCAUUAAUAUAAUUAUCGACUCAUUGAUUUUGAUUUUGAUACUCUUAGCUUAAGCUGUAGCUGGCAUGUAUAAUAACUAGAGUAUUUAUUUUUCUAAAGUUGAUGGGAAAUAAUAUCUUUGACAUUUCAUAGAAAAUUAAUUAAUCACAAUAAAUAACACAUAAUUACCGAUAAACUCUUUAAAAACUGUUCGGUAACUUCCAAGCAAAAUGCCUUUUGCACCAGAGUUACGAACUCAUUCUCAAAAAGUGUGCACUCUUUAUAAAGUAGCUAUGAGGAACCUUGAAGCGUACUACGCAGCUAGAAACGUGGUUCGUUAUCAUCAAGUCAUGCUGAGAGCAGAAUUCGACAAAAAUAAAUGUGUUACUGAUCCGAAAGAACAACGUCGUUUACUAUGGGUAGGAGAAAAUGACGUUUUUAUGCAACAAUAUCCACUUCCACCUGCGAAAUUUGCUCGUUCAAUUGGUGUAGCGGGUGGCGUAGCGUAUGCAAGAGUGAUAACGCCACCAGACUGGGUAAUUGAUUACUGGCAUCCUCUAGAGAAGGCUCACUUUCCUGAAUACUUCAGAAGACGCGAAGCACGUAAAUGUGAAUACAUACAAAAAUGGCAUCAAGGCCAGUUAUAUUAA